Molecule: messenger RNA, 933 nt
Organism: Nycticebus coucang (slow loris)
Lineage: Eukaryota; Metazoa; Chordata; Mammalia; Primates; Lorisidae
Product: melanoma-associated antigen 10-like
Exons: 1
Biological process (GO): negative regulation of transcription by RNA polymerase II
Cellular component (GO): nucleus
Source: RefSeq, a predicted model, not a curated record
UCCUCCUCUUCCUCCUCAUCGCCCUCUAUACUGGUUUCAGACAGUUCAGAGGAAGAAGAGUUUGCUGCUGAGAAUCUGAGUCCUCCUCAUAUUUCUUCGAGCAUCUGCUCCUCUUCCAUUUCAUGGAGCAUAUCAGAUGAAGAGCCCAACAACCAAAAAGUGGAGGAGAGUUUAAGCUCUCUGCAAUCCUUAAUCAACACUGAAUAUUUUCUCAAAGAUCCACUAGAAGAAAAGGUGACUGAUUUGGUGCAUUUCCUGAUUGUCAAGUAUAGAUCAAAGGAGCCCAUCACAAAAGAGGAAAUGCUCCAGGUUGUGGCCCAAAGUAAUAGCCAAUUCCCUGUGAUUUUAAAUAAAGCAUCUAAAUGCUUGCAGGUGAUCUUUGGCAUUGAUGUGGAGGAAGUGGACCUCGCUGGCCACUCCUAUGCCCUUGUCAACUCACUAAAUCUCACUUAUGAGAUGCUGGGUGUGGGUGACAACCCAAGCAUGCCUAAAAAUGGUCUCUUGAUAAUUGUCCUAGGUGUGAUAUUCAUAGAGGGUAACUGUGCCUCUGAGGAAAGCAUCUGGGAUUUCCUGAAUAUGAUGGGAUUGUAUGCUGGGAGUGAGCACUUCAUUUAUGGGGAGCCCAGAAAGCUCAUCACUGUGGAUUGGGUGCAGGAAAAUUAUCUGGAAUAUCGACAGGUGCCUUAUAGUGACCCUCCACACUAUGAAUUUUUGUGGGGUCCAAGAGCUCAUGCUGAAACCAGCAAGAUGAAAGUCCUAGAAUUUUUGGCCAGAGUCCAAGGGUCUGACCCCACUUCCUUCUCCAGCUGGUAUGAGGAGGCUUUGAUAGAUGAGCAAGAGAGAGCCCAGGCUGAGUUUAGCUCUGGAGACAGUGAUGCUUCCACUUCCACUGCAGAAUAUUGGUCAGAAGCUUCACCUCGCUCAGAUGAAUAA